AUGUUCGCACAGACCCUCGUUGCCGCUUACAUGGCGAAACGGACCGUCAGCCAUCCGGAAAGGACCCUCAUUGAUGAGUUCACCGACAAGCACUUUACAUGGAUUACGAGGCCCCUUUUGCAAACCACUGACGCUGAAGGGGGGCGGACCUUCUAUGACACCCACCUCCAGCGAAAGUACACCAAGGCGGAGGCGGAGCAAGUGCAGCGAGAACUGGGGGAAGCCGAGGCGCAGAAACAAAUACGCCAAAAGGCUCGACAACUGUUGCGAUAUUACCGCAUCAACGACCGACACCCGCAGAAGCUCAUCAUGAACCUAGCUUAUGAUGAACACUCGGUCGACGCGCUGUUGGAAGAGGCCAGAGACCGAUGGGGGAACACCCCAGAAGUCGGGGGAUCUGAAGAAGAGGGCGAGGAACCAACAGAUGUUCUGCAAUUCUGGCAUGAGUGGGGGGAUUGCCCUCUGGAGUCACCACACCUGGACUGGGGCGAUGAUGACGACAAUUUGGAUUCUGCAGUGCGGGGGGGGCUCGUUCCCGUCCCUUCGGGGGAUUGGGAACGAACCGACCCUGACAACGGCCAUCCGACAACGAGCACAUCGUCACGAAGUGUCCCAUGCCAAGAAGAAAGGGGGGAGCCUACCAACCCCACCCUGGGAGAACAG
Molecule: messenger RNA, 663 nt
Organism: Symbiodinium necroappetens
Lineage: Eukaryota; Dinophyceae; Suessiales; Symbiodiniaceae
Source: the annotation of a GenBank genome assembly